AGAAAAGAGGGAGAUUUCAUUGUCGUUCCUUCUUCCCAAAAUCGCAGACUCCUGAGGGAGAUGCCAUGGAGAAGAAGAGGAAGAAGAGAGCCGACGAUGGCGAGGAGCCCGCCGCCGCCGUCGUCUCUCCGUACUUUCAGAAGAAGCGGACGGCACAGAAGAAGAGAGCAAGCGGUCAAGCGACGGACGCUGAUCUCGAACAGGGAGGCCCUCCCGUCAGCGAGAAGAUCCUGGAGAUGAUCUCGCGGUUCACUUACACGGGUGGCCCGGUGACGAAGAGGAAGGAGGUCGUGCCGAUUGCGCGCCCCGACGGCGGGCCCAGACUCUCUCCUUAUUUCCAGCAGAAGAAGAGCAACAGCGAAGGCAGCGGCGGCGCUGUUGGCGGUGCCGGUGGUGGUAGCGUUGGAGGGGGAAAUCCAGAUGACGGGAAACCACAGUCGUGGGCCAAGGCGAGGCCGAGUGCGAGAGCGAAGGCAGGCAACGUUGUGAAGGUUUCUCCCUACUUCCAAAAGGCCAGUGAGGAGUCGCCGCAGCCGCAGAGCGACGGGAGAGCGAGAGCGCGAGGGAAGGAGCAGGCGGUUAAGAUUAUUAAGGUUUCGCCGUACUUCCAGAAGGCCGAAGAUGGGGCGCCGCAGCUGCAGCCGCAGCCGCAGCCGCAGAGCGACGGGAGAGCGAGAGCGCGAGGGAAGAAGAAGGCAGUUAAGAUUAUUAAGGUUUCGGCGUACUUCCAGAAGGCCCAAGAUGGGGCGCCACAGCCGCAGCCGCAGCCGCAGCCGCAGCGCAAGGCGAGAGCAAGGAAGGUUAGGGUUUCGAAGAAGAAGGCCGAUGAGGAAGGGGAAGGCACGGAAGCGAAGCCGAGAGCGAAGAGGAAGGGGCGGGAGUAUGACAGGAGGAGGGUGUUGACUGCGGCGGAGAAGAGAGCGGAGGCGUACAGGAGGAAGAGCCCCGAUAACACGUGGAAGCCACCGCGCUCUGUCCACCGUCUCCUGCAAGAGAGCCACUGGCAUGAUCCUUGGCGUGUUCUCGUCAUCUGUAUGCUUCUCAAUGUCACCACUGGCAAACAGACGAGUCAGUACUUAGAUGCCCUGUUCAAGGAAUAUCCCGAUGCCACAAAGGCUGCAGAGGCUUCUGUAGAAACUCUAGAGUCUAUUAUUCAGUACCUUGGUUUAAAGAGGAAGAGGGCUAGAAUGAUAAUGCAAAUGUCACGUGAAUACCUCGAUGAGAGCUGGACUCAUGUGACUCAGCUACAUGGUGUUGGCAAGUAUGCAGCCGAUGCUUAUGCAAUAUUCUGUACAGGAAAGUGGAAAGAAGUGAAUCCUCUGGAUCAUAAACUUCAGGAUUACUGGGAAUAUUUAUGGUGGCUCGAGGAUAGAAGACUAUUGCAAUAGGCGCUCAAAGUGUCCGAUGAGCACUUCUUUUUGGUUUCGUAGAAUUACUGGUUUCGCAAUAGUACAUAAACCUGAAAACCGGUUGUUAGUUUUUGGCUUGAACAUGCUGUCCGAGCAAUUAAUUAUUUUGUGGGCACUGUAUAUGGUGAUAUGCUCCUCGUUGACCCUCUCUGGUCCAUGUCCCUCUUGGGGGUUCUUGUUUAUGUAGUAGAGUUGCCAGAGAAAAGCUUUCAUUUUGGUUAAAUUGUCUGAUCAAACAGUGAGUUAUGUUCUGAAGUUUGUUAUAUGAAUUCUAAUGUAAACAUUUCAGUUUUGUC
Syzygium oleosum is the source of this 1705-nucleotide messenger RNA. RefSeq names its product methyl-CpG-binding domain protein 4-like protein. The coding region runs from base 66 to 1388 and encodes 440 amino acids. The transcript has 3 exons. Gene Ontology annotation, molecular function: catalytic activity; DNA binding. NCBI's taxonomy places the organism in Eukaryota, Viridiplantae, Streptophyta, Magnoliopsida, Myrtales, Myrtaceae. The record is from RefSeq and is a predicted model, not a curated record. Gene Ontology annotation, biological process: DNA repair. Gene Ontology annotation, cellular component: nucleus.